GUAAUAAGCGCAAACGAGAGGCGGCAGAAGAAGGAACAGAGGAUAAACGCUAUAUGAAAGACUUAGCCAGACUUGGCUGCCCAAGCGAUCUAGCGAGAACUUAUAAACAAUCGAGCCAUGAACCAAUGUUCCUGAAUCAUCGCCCAUUAUCUUCCAGUGGUAUUCCAACAGAACUACUACACCCAAUCUUUGGAGAGUUCCUAGAUUUAUGUCAGAAUGCUGAACCUACAGUUGAAGACUAUCACUUUGUAAAUGUUCUUAGUGAAGUGAUGUCUGAACACUGUGAGAAAGAGAUUGAAUGA
Messenger RNA from Paraglomus occultum, 302 nucleotides. NCBI's taxonomy places the organism in Eukaryota, Fungi, Glomeromycota, Glomeromycetes, Paraglomerales, Paraglomeraceae. The record is from the annotation of a GenBank genome assembly.